Messenger RNA from Colletotrichum acutatum, 1889 nucleotides. RefSeq lists its product as uncharacterized. Lineage: Eukaryota; Fungi; Ascomycota; Sordariomycetes; Glomerellales; Glomerellaceae. The coding region runs from base 184 to 1773 and encodes 529 amino acids. The transcript has 2 exons. The record is from RefSeq and is a predicted model, not a curated record.
GUCCACAACUCCUCUUGGUCGUCCACUUGAUCAUGACGAGCCAGAACUACGUCGAACAAACCACUAUGCAUUCAGACGGACUAUCAGACCCCAUGCCCAGCAGGCGCACCUCAGUGGCACAGCCUCCAACCACAAUCUAUCCAGACCUCAGAAGCCCCCCUUUUGCUGUAAGUCGAUAUAUAUAUGUCCUUGAGUAGCCGUCCAGGUGUGUCUGACAGAUACAAGGUCACAACUUUCAACCAUCAGUCGCAACUCGGUGAAUCCCACAUGUUGACUCCAGUGUCUGGUGGCGGCUCGCCCUGCAUGCAACAAACAACAACUCUUCCCCAGUACCCAUCAGCGAUGGCUCCCAUGCAGCCCCAGUCGAGUCCUUCCGGAUCCUCCAGGAUGGCUUGGCAUAACACUGUUGCCAUGAGUGCUCCCCAGAGCCAAGUUGGCUCCCCGAUGGCCAUGAACCCUCCCACAACCGAGAGUCAUUUCGAGAUGAACUACAUCCAAGCAGAACCUGAGCACGAACGCGAACCUCCCGAAGACUACUACUUUGGUAACUAUACAGUUUCCGCGCAACCUCAAUCGGACCAGGGCUCCUUGUCCCCUCAGGUGCCACCCCACGGCUAUUACAUGUCUCAACCCCAGCAGCAAAUGAUGCAGCCGCAGCCUAUCAUGGGCGAGCUGUCCAUGGGACAAAUUCCGCAUCCUUCGCAAGCCCAGGCGCAGUACUAUGCCCAGCCGCAGACUCACACUUGGGUAGAGGACUCUGAUAUCACAUCCUUCAAGUCUGAAGCUACCAGGAGACGUUAUAUGGGAUACGCCCUUCCAAGCACACAAAUACAACGCCCAGAAGUCGCUCGGGGGCCUACCCGAGCCCGUCAAAAUAGCCAACAAGCAGCGGGCCGUUGCCAAAGAUCUCCUCGCGUCAGAGGUCGAGCGGAACAGUCCGAGGCAGAAUCGUCUGAAGAGCCGACUGCCGAUGACGAGAUGGCGCAUAUUAACUCGCUCCCCGAUGAAUUUGUCGUCAAGCCGGAAUGCCCUGAAGACGUCGCCUUUCUCUUCCAUCGUCAAAGGGACAUGAUUAUUUCAGGUGGCAAGGGUAACGGAAUGUGGGAUAUCAUUGCGGGCGAGCACAGAGAGAGGUUCGGGAUGACAAGCUCUGCUGCACGUUUGCAAAUGCAGGUGACGAGAGGAAGAUCCAACUUUCUGGAGUGGUCACUCAGAGAUAGACAUAAGCUCAAAAUGGCUUUCGAUUUCGUCGAUGCGCAUUAUUUCAAGAUGGUCCACCGCAAGUUUAAGGAGCUCGGCGGUGGACAAACAACGGCGUGGGGCGCAAGCGACGUCGAGUACCUGGCAGUCGAGCGUGGCAUGGUAGAUUCGGGCUACACGGCCGAGCCUACUACCCAGCCAGGAAAGUCGCGGAGAACGAAGAAGCAGCAAACCCGCCUGAGGAACCUCGCCACAAGCAGCGCUGUUCUGCUUGACGACACAGUCGAAUUAGGGCAGAACCCAGAGCGGCGACAACAGAUACUCGAUGAAAUAUAUGAGUACCGUGGCGAGGAUCCCGAAGACGGUGUCGACGAAGAACCCAUGUUCAAGACGUUGGCCAGAGCUCGCCCACGAGGCCGCCAAGUAGAGAUCAAGAUGGAGGAGGAGAGCCCUGAGGAAGAGGCGGCAUCCUCGUCCAGCAAGGCCAAGGGCAAGCAGCCUGCCAGGAAAAGAGCGCCAGCGAAGCCUAGGGCCGUCAGAGCACGCAUGGUACCCAAGCCCAAGUUGGCCUGAAGAAUCAUCAGGGUUCAGACAAGAUCUACGACGCACACAUCAACACCACCAGUCAUGGUGACCUUCACUUCUUCCGAUGGUAGCCUCGUAUGAGGUGGGCCUGAGCAUGCUAUUCC